Molecule: messenger RNA, 3799 nt
Organism: Paramuricea clavata
Lineage: Eukaryota; Metazoa; Cnidaria; Anthozoa; Malacalcyonacea; Plexauridae
Source: the annotation of a GenBank genome assembly
AUGGAUAGAUUUGAAAGUGAAGGUGGUGAACAAAGUUAUGACUACACGAUGAAACAAGUAUUGGUUAAUCUCAAGGCAAAACCUUCCAUAAGAGCAAAAAAUUACUGGGACUUGACCGAUAAAGUUUGUCGAGAAGGUACAAGGAUUAUUGAAAGAAUUGUCGAAAACGGAGAAGUUUCAAAGAAUGAUUCGGAACGGUUAAAACCAGAGGAUUGUCAUGCCCCUAGGUUAUCAGGAUUGCCAAAAAUACACAAAGAUGGUGUUCCAUUGAAAGGGGUGGUCUCGACGGUUGGAUCGCCUUUUGAAAAACUGUCAAGAUUUGUCAUUCCAAUUCUGAGAACAAUUCAGGGAAGAAGUAGACUUUAUCUAAAGAAUUCGCGAGAAUUGAAAGAAAAAGUUAAGAACUGGCGUGUGGAGAGAAACGAGAUACUCGUGAGGUAUGGUGUGAAGAAUUUAUAUCCAUUGAUCCCAAUAGAUGAGGCAUUAAAAUUGAUUGAAAAGUUGUUAAGAAAAAGUAAACCUUAGUAAAUAUAACUGACUUAACCGUACAGUCGGUAAUGGAAAUAUUGAAAUGGAUGUUUGGCUUGUCUUAUUGUGAGUUUGACGGCAAGCAUUGCAUAUUAGAAUGUGGACCAAUUGGUCUUGGAGUAACUGGUGAGGUCGCCAUAAUCUAUAUGGAAGAGUUUCAAAUUCGUGCAAUGAAAACAUCUCCAUAUCCCCUAGAUCAAUGGAAUUGGUAUGUGGACGACAGUAAAAUGAAGUGCAAGGAAGAUCAAUCCGAAGAAAUACUCGAACACCUGAAUAGCAUUAAACCAGACGUCAUUGUCUUCACGAAAGAGAAUCAAGUAGAAGAUACGUUGCCAGUACUAGAUUUGAAACAAGUGUAUGGUUCAUUAUAAGACACACCAACAUCAAUAUUAAAGCGAAAUCGAAUCAUCCUCCUUGUAUGAAAAAAGGCAUCAUCAAAGGAUUUCGAGGAAUGAUAGUUGUACCUUACAUCCAGGGCUUAUCAGAACAAGUCAAAAGAUUGGCUUCCAAACAUUAUUUUCGGACGACAUUUAAACCAGGAAAUAAAAUAAAGGAAUUGAAGGCAAGGGCUCAAAAACCACUUGGCGAAAAACAAAAAUCUGUUGUCUACGAGGUCCCAUGCAAGUGCAAGAAAGCGGUGUAUGUAGGGUAACGUCGAGGUUGUUUAAGGUGAGAAAGAAGGAACACCAGAGCAAGUAAGAUUAACAAACAAGGAUGUAAGAAAUGGACGGAUGGCGGUGGCAGAAGAACGAAUGUGGAAAGAAGACGGAGGUUUAGCAAGGCACGGUAUAGAGUGUAUGGAAGAAAUAGAGUGGGAGAACACGCGAAUAUUGAGAAUUGAAUAUAGAUUACGACGGCGGAAAGUUAUAGAAGGAAUUGAGUCUCUUAGAGUAAGGCAAAACAAAUGGAUGAUUGAUGACUUGGAGACCAAUAUUAAACAAAUACUUUAUUAAGGAAAACGAGCGCGCGCGUGCGCACACGCAGUUUAAUUUAAAUUAGCUUGCGUGAAAUGAACGUUUCAAAGUUGCACACGUCAUAUUUAAGAACAAUUUGUUAGCCUGAGCAUAGAGAUUAUAAAUAACACUAGAGGAGGCAUUGUAAUCUUAAUUCAGUAAAAAAAAGGGAACGCGACUAUUGGGGGGCAAAUUCAAGUCCCGGAUGUGUAUUCGUGUUCCCAUUGGUGACGAGUUUCAAAUCAGCCAAUGAGAGCACGAUUUUAUAUCCGGGACUUGAAUUUGCCCCCCAAUAGCUGCUUUCCCAAUUUUUAAAAUCGAUGCCUCCUCUAGUGUUAUUUAUAAUUUCUAUGAGCCUGAGGACGUAUAGUAAAUUAUGAUGCUCAGUAAUAAUCGUCUCAACCGGCAAAAAAUCCAUUCCGGUCUGGUUGGAUAAAACCUUCAUAUGGAAAAUUUUAUUUCACUUGACCGAGAUCUCCAUGCAUACACCGAAUACAAAGUUAGACCUCACCUAGCCGGACUGACACGUCUCUAAUGUGAAGACAAAUUGGACAAAGUGCAUGCAGAUCUCUUGUAGCUGAGUUUUCCGGUUGACUGGGAUCAGCAGGCGCUAUAAUGAGUAUGAGCACUUAAUUCAAGAAAAACUUCUAUCUCGAUUUUUUCAAAAUCCCAGGCCUAGUUUUCGCUGCACUCCUAUAGAAUUGAUGGAAUGUCAAAUUUUACAGUGUUUCGCCAUCGUCAACGAAGGAUGAGGAAGGUUGUUCAGUUGAUUCGAUCGAUAGAAAAGUUGCAGCUCGAGAAAGACAGCAAGAUGCUGUCGAAGAUGAUAUUAUGGAAGACGAUUUAUAUACGCCAAGCCAAGUGGAGGACCUAGAUGAUAACGAACCAUUGACUAACGAUAUAAAGAUCCCAUUUCUCUACAAGAAGAAUCCAGGUAGCUAGUAUUAAUUUUUAUAAACUUUAACACAAUAUCGGCAAAUUGAUUACAUACAUAAUGUGUUUAAUGAUUGAAUGGGAUUUCGUGACCAGUUUGGAUAACUAACCAGUUUGGAUAACUAACCAGUUACACAAUUCCACUAGACUAGAUUGUCCCCUGUGUCGUCAUUCUCAUGUAGUGCUUUGGUGUUCUCUUAGUUCAUUUCGGAAACAGUCUAAUGUACGUGAAUACUUUCUCGUUUGUCAUGCAUUAUCAACAAUCCAGAACAUACAACCUCUAACGGUCGAUGUCAUUUUGGGUAGUGAUGACAACGUUUCUAGCAAAGGUCCUUCGUUGGGAAGUUAGUAGCCUGGUUUGCAUAACAUGUGAAAACAAACAUAUUGUUCUAAUUUUUCAACUCAAAAAUUCAUUUUCACUUAGAAUAUUAAAUCCUUGUACAUAGAUAUUCCGCAUCAAGAUGUUCACCCUCAGCAACUAGUUUUAACCAUGGUAUUUUUUUGUUUGUAGAAAGUUUGAACUUCGGUCAAGAUACUGAUCUCACACCUGAUUGCCUUGGUAGGUACAUAGAUGACUGCCUUAGCACAGCGUUAGUCCUCGCGUCUCGUUCAGCGCCCCAGUGCUUAUGUGAGAUCAGCGAGACGAGUUUAUUAUUUCUUUUAGAUUGACACUAUCAUGUUUAGAUAGUCGAUUCAUGGAAUUUAUUGCAAUAGUUACUUCCUAUUUUUUUCAUCCCAUCCGAACCACGCCAAAAAGUCUAUACCUUUCCUUUGUCUUUGUUGCAUUUGCAGUGAAGACUAAGGAUAUUCCAAGUCUGAAACACCAUGCAUGCAUUUUUAAAGGCCUUCCAAAUUCCCCAAUUUAAAACUCUUAGAAACAUUUCCCUAGUCUGAACUUAUUAUCCAACGACCAAAGUAAGAAUAACGAAUUACCAUAUCUUGAGAAAAGAUCCUGAAACAUUUUACUUAAUUUCCUAUAUCCUCGUCCUUUUUAAUGGAGAAGAAAUAUCCGUGAAACCCUAGUUAUAGCUCCUACCACAGGAUUCGUCGUCACAUAAUGGCACGAUUCCUUAUGGUGUGGGUCAAUGUAAAACGUGUGACUAUUCAAUUCCAGUGCAAUUUCGACAACUAUUUCGGCAAUAAUAACCCACAAAUUGUGCCCCGAUUUAAAAUUGGCAUGAUACACCUAUACGUUUAGCUCUAUCUGUCUUUGCCUGACAGAAGCAAACGACAGUACUUUUUUUUAAAUUUCAGACGCAGCGCAAGACGUUGAAGAAAAGCUCAAUCUGUGGAAGCUGUCUGACGAGGAACGUGUGGAUUUUAUUUGCACUUUGCAGUACAAAAUUGUUCGUGAAUUUAGCAAGGCCGUAACUUUGUACGAAGAA